AUGACGAUCAAGGCUGUUGUGGUUCUUACCGGCUCCGAGGGUGUCAAUGGCACUGUCACCUUUGAGCAGCUCGAAUCUGGCUCGACUGUGGUGAACGGCAAGAUCACUGGCCUCAAGCCCGGGCUUCACGGAUUUCACGUGCACGCCCUGGGUGACACCACGAACGGCUGCAUGUCCACAGGCCCGCACUUCAAUCCGGCGAACAAAACUCACGGAGCUCCGGAAGACGAGGAGAGGCAUGCGGGAGACCUUGGGAAUGUCGUUGCUGAUGAGGCUGGGGUUGCGGAGUUCACCAUUACAGAUUCUCAGAUCCCUCUGUCUGGCCCGAACUCCAUUAUUGGCCGUGCUGUUGUCGUGCAUGCUGACAUCGACGACCUUGGAAAGGGUGGUCACGAGCUCAGCAAAACCACUGGGAAUGCUGGAGGCAGGCUUGCAUGCGGUAAGCUUACCACUAGCACAUCCAACUUCAUGUGGUUCCCAUAUGAAACCGUGGCUAUCCUAGUUGACCAAUCAUCAUGCGCGAACACGUCCGUGAUCCGCGUUCGCAGUAGCAUGAAGACGGAAUCUUCCAACGUUUCAAGGGGUCCCUCAUCUGUUGUUGCCAAGAUGGCAGUCCCCGCCGUGCUUGCCGCUCUCCUCGCCAUGCCCCUCUCCCCAGCAGCCGCGUCGGCACCAGGAAUUAACGCCGUCGCCGUACUGACGGGGAGCUCCGGGGUUUCCGGGACUGUCACAUUCUCGCAGGAGGGAUCAGGCCCCACGGAAGUGAGUGCGACCGUGGCAGGCCUGACACCAGGCCUGCACGGCUUCCACGUGCACAAGCUGGGGGACCUCUCCAACGGCUGCAUGUCCACUGGCCCGCACUUCAAUCCGGCGGGCAAGACCCAUGGAGCACCAGGGGAUAGUGAGAGGCACGCAGGGGACCUUGGAAACCUGGUGGCAAAUGAGUCUGGUGUGGCAACUGUGUCUCUGACUGACCUCCAGAUUCCUCUCUCGGGCCCCAACUCUGUCCUGGGCCGUGCUGUUGUCGUGCAUGCUGAUGCGGAUGACCUGGGCAAGGGUGGUGUUGAGCUGAGCAAGGCCACAGGCAAUGCUGGUGGCAGGGUGGCAUGUGGUGUGAUUGGAUUGUCGGCAAACUAG
Closterium sp. Naga37s-1 is the source of this 1137-nucleotide messenger RNA. The record is from the annotation of a GenBank genome assembly. Lineage: Eukaryota; Viridiplantae; Streptophyta; Zygnematophyceae; Desmidiales; Closteriaceae.